This is a messenger RNA of Papaver somniferum (opium poppy), 5219 nucleotides long. RefSeq lists its product as uncharacterized. The coding region runs from base 2943 to 4346 and encodes 467 amino acids. NCBI's taxonomy places the organism in Eukaryota, Viridiplantae, Streptophyta, Magnoliopsida, Ranunculales, Papaveraceae. The transcript has 16 exons. The record is from RefSeq and is a predicted model, not a curated record.
UCUCUCUCUCUCACACUCUCACUCUAUCAGACAGUCGAAUCUCUCCUGCCAUUGAAUCUCUCGCUCCAUUGAAACCAGAGGAAGCUAGGUUGGAAAAACCAGGACACAGUCCACUUUUUGAUUAUGACUACUGGUAUCAACCACGACAUACCACCAUGAUCAGUACAUCUCUGGUGGUUCCAUGGGCAUUCAUAAAGCGCUUCAAACCUUAGCAUGUAUCUGAUGGUCUGUAUGGAAGACAAAUAUAUGUCUACAGCUGGCCUGGAGGGGAACUUAAACAAACACUUGAUAUCGAUUAGGUUCCUUCAUGAACCUUCAAGAGAUAUAGGGUAUGUUGGCUGCGCACUGUCUAGCACCAUAAUGAGGUUUUCUAAGAAUCCCGAUGAUUCAUGGAGCCAUGAGGUGUGUAUAUAGUCUCCAUCUUAUAUUUCCUUUUAGCAUGAAACUCGGUAAGGCUUGAUAAACGUUAUGAUGCCAUGCUGCAGAAAUUGGGUGUUAUUCAGGAGGAAUACCGGAGAAGGACUGGUUAACACAAAACUGGAGGCUAUGUUAGUCGGUAACGAAUGUUCUAAGGUUUUUGAUUGCUAUACCAUUGGGCACUCCUCUGGCUAAGGUAUAUUUUACUCGACUCAUAUGCCAGAUGCUCCUUGGCUAUUUCCGCUGUAUGGUUAAUGGAAAUUUUAUUUCAUUAUUCACAUUUUCACAUAUAAUUCAAUGAUAAUAAAAGAACCGUAAUACGUGUGUAUUACUGUUGUUUCUUUUAUAUCCCCUUGGCAACAUUACAGGUUUUGCUCAGUAAUGGCUACAUGUUGGAGGAGAACGCUCCAAAAUUCUCGCUUUCCAUCCAACUUCAGCAAAUUCGCAUAGUGGCAUCCUGAUGGCAGAAAACGGAGCUUGAAUCGUGGCCAGCUUUGCUCGAUGCAGUUCAGAAACAAUAUGAGAAGAAUGCUGGAAAGCUUAGAAGAACUUAUUUAAGACUUACAGCGUUGGGAAUUUAAGAUGCGUCUUCAGCUUCUUCUUGCUUUCCAUGGCCAGAUUGAUUUUGGUAUUUACUUAAAGUUAGAUCCAAGUCCUUUGUUGUUGGAAAAUCUGAAGAUUUUGUACAACAUUUUCGGCUAUUAUAUGCAAUUCUUGCCAUUGCAAGUUUUCCCUCUACAGUGAUUUACGGGUAAUGGGAGAUGCUGAGUCUUUUUUCUCAAAAAUCAAAUAAUCUUACAAUUAUUAAUUGUAUUUCAGGGUUAAUGAACAUAUAGAAACUCAUAUAAAAAACAUUGCGGGUGAGUUGAAAGAACAUUUGAAGCUGUUGAUUUGAAACUAUAGAGUUGAAUCCAACUUGCUGAACUAGAAGUCGUCAAGAGCCAACGACGUGGUGCUGAAUCUGCUGAAAACAUUCUGGCUGCUAUUUUAUGUUUGAGAGUGUUUGUGUUUCGGAAGGCUUGAAAAUGCUACUGACGUAGAUGUUUAAAGUCUUAUGUGAAUCUGGUGCAGGGCGACUUGAAAUACAAGAGAUACGGUGGACUGUCAACUGGAGACUUACAAAUGACAGGCAUGUCCCUACUACAGUACAGUGAACCCAUGGAAAGCUCUUCAUCCAUGUAGAGAGAGACAACUUCCAUUUUUUAAGGUGUGAUAACAUAGGACCUACCUUGUCAUGUACAGUAUUCGUCUGAUUUCUCCCCGUUCCAGCAAAUCGUUGGAGCAGACGCAUAAUCUUUCAGGAGGUAUCUCCUCAUCUGAGAGAUAAUGUAUAUGCUACAAUGGUUUAUUGGAAUUUAACUAUGUCAAAUAUAAAAGUAUGUGAUGUGAAGGAGAUUGAAAGGCGUGGAAUUUAACCAAGUGAUGGAGCAAAAUUAAAACUGAAAAACGGUAGAAGAAACUGAAAAAUCACCAAACUGUAUAUCUUUCAUCAUCAACAAAAAGAAGCGAAGAAAAAGCUAAUCAAGUUUCAUUUCGUUUCACUGAAGAUUUCAAUUUGAACAGGUUGAGAAAACAUAAUGUUUAGGAGAUCAACAAGGAUAAAAAAUCAGAAUCAAGAUGAAAAGGAAACGCGAGAGAUUAAGCAAGCUAAAGAACCAAAACGAAAUGCGAAGAACAAGAAGAUAAUUGAAGAAGAGGCAACAAGAAAGAGGAAGAACAUGAAUACAAAUGGAGAACAACAACGAAAGGUGAAACACAAAAAGAAAGUUGAGGAAGAACCAGAACAAUCAGAAUCAGAAUCCGAAGAAGGGAAAGAAGAAUCAGAUGAUCAAGAGUCGGAAGAAGAGGAAGAUAAAUCUGAAAAAGAAGCAGAAAAGGGCAAACCGAAGAAAGUCGUCAAAGGCGUGUCAAGGGCGAAAGAAAACAAAUUCAAAGCAGAACCACAACGAAAGGUGAAAAACAAGAAGGUAGUUGAGGAAGAAUCAGAAGAAUCGGAAUCAGAAUCGAUGAAGAAGAGCAAGAACAAUCAGAUGAAGAGAAUCAAGGAUCAGAAGAAGAGGAAGUAGCAGAAGAGGGCAAACCAGAGAGAGAGCUCAAAAGUAAAAACAUUGACUUGAAUACUUGUGCUGGUAUAUGAAAUAUGUUGUUUAAAAAUCGAAAAUGAAAAACGAUUUGAGUUUCAUGUAUGCAGGCAAGUCAAGAGCAAAAGAAAAGAAAUUCAAAGCAGGUCUCCAACCAUUGGUUGAAAUGGGGAAUUUUUUAUGCAAACUGUUUGAAGUAGAAGAUGCAAAUAACAAGAAGAAACCGCUACUUGCUCAAGCACUGAAGGAAUCUCCAUUCUGGGACUUAAUCAACCCAUUGUACGUAACAGAAAUAAGUGGACUUAUGAAUGAUAAAUGGUUGAAGAAGAUUAAUCUUGCAAUGCAGCUGCUGAUGAAUGCAAUUAAUAAAGAAACCAAAAAGUUCAAAUUUGGAAAAUCCGAAGAGUGCUCUCUAGAAGUAAGAGAUUUCGCUUUGAUAUUCAAAUGAGAAGACUGAUAGAGAGUGAAGAUUUGAAGCAGCAACUGAAACCGAAGAAAGGACUUGACUACAACGAAUUCUUAAAUAAAAAGUUCAGACCAGAAAGGCCAGCAGAUUGUUCAGCCGCAAUAUUGAAGAAUGAAGUUGUAAGCAAACUGAAAAGGGCAACAGAAGAUGAGUCUGAUCCGGUGCAUUUUGUGAGACUUUUCGCUAUGUGGUUAUGUACUGUUUUCUUAUUCCCAAAUGCUGGAAUGACAAGCUUUCCAAAGAAAUUGUUGCCUCAUAUCUUACUGAUGGACAAAGUGUCAUGGCCAGAUCACGUUGUGGAAUAUUUGAUUUCAAACUUGGAAAAAAAGAAAGCGGAACAAUUAACUAUCGCUAGAUGCACAACUCUCCUAGUGUGUUGGUUCUGUGAACAUACCGAUAAGUACAUCGGCAAAAGGGAGAAUUUUGAAAAUGCAACUCCGAGAUUCCUGCGAUGGAACCAGCACACAUUGUGCAAGAAGCUUGUAACUGAUUUUGGCAACAAGAUCAAAAAGAAGGAAAUCGAUAUGACUUGGUUCGACCGUCAGAUUCAUCAAGACUUUGUUGAUCCAGUGUUUGCUAAGGAGAACUAUUUAAUUGACCUAUCGACACCUGCAAGAGAACUGGAAGAAGAGAGGCAUAAGAUAAAGGAACUAGAGGAAGAAAACCUGCUUCUUGAAUGUGACAAGCACGAAAUUCAUUACAUGGGAAAGGCUCAAAUUAAACUGUUUGUCCACAUCACGAUAUUCUUGAGAGAGAUGUAUGAGAGGAACAAAGACAAACUACAGUUGCAAGCUGGAGAACCGGAGCGACUUGCUGAGAUUGACAAGAACAUAAAGGAAUGUCAGGAAGAGGAAAGUAUUUUUCAUGAAUCAAUGAAAACAAAUAAACCAGAGUAUACAGGGAAGGAAUUUGAAGAUUUGGAUAAUGUGUUCAGACAAACACAAGAAGGAGAAUCUUCUGGAAAAGUAAAUCAACAUGAAAUGAACUCUGCGGAGAAUGAUCAACCAACAGAUGGGAAUGAAACGAGAGUAAACAUGGAAGUCGAAGAUUCAGUGGCUGUGAACAAUGAAGACACUCAAGAAAUGAACGAGUCAUUGGGAACUCAAGAUGGAACUCCAAGUACUUUGGGAACUCAAGAUACUUUGGGAACUCAAGAAAAGAGUUGGCGGAAGGGUUUUGAAACUGGAAUGAAGUUGCCGGAAGAACCGAAAAGUGGCAAAUCUUUGGAGAAUUGGAGGGACGGCUUUCAUGCAGGAAGAAAAAUAAGGGAAGUUGAUGAUUUAGAACUCAAUACUGUGGUCGAAAACAUUGCAGAUCUCGAUUCUGUGGUAGAAAACAUUGCAAUAUCUGCUGGAAUAGUAGAAGAGAAAGAUGACAUAUAAAUGGAACAGAAGAGUCCUUCUGCUGGAAUAGUAGAAGAGAAAGAUGACUUACAAAUGGAAGAGAAGAGUCCGUCUGUUGAAAAAAAUGAUGAGAAGAACAAUGAUGACAUACAAAUGGAAGUGGUUAUGUUUGACACUCCUCCAAUUACAACAAUAAAACCUGAUGAAUCUGGGUAUGUGAAUACAAGUACCACGUCGAGUUUCUGUGCAAUAAUGGAUGAGGUAGAUCAUAAAGAAACACAACAAACGGAAGAGGUUGAAGAGCAAACUGAAGAGGUUGACACUACAUCAGGAGAUGCAAUAUGCGAAGGGUUGAAGCAAUUGUAUAAUUUGGAUGCAGUUGAAGAGCAAACUGAAGAGGAAACCGAAUCGGAGGAACAAUCCAAUGAUACAAAAGCAUCAGAAAGACAACAACAACAGGCCAGUUCUCUUGUCAAACGGGUGAAGAAGGGAGAAAGGCCAAAGAGAAAGACGUAUAAACUUCAAAGUCAAACACCUCCUAAGCGUAAAAGGGCGCAAAGGAAAGGUGGAAAAGGAAAAGAGAAGAAGCAGGAGGAGCAACGGGAAAUAAUUGACCUCGACAAUCACAUUGACGUCACACCACCCGAACCCAAAAAACUGAAAAAACCACAAAAACUAAAAUUGUGGAAAUCAUGCAGUGAGAACGAAGAAAAACUCAUCCAGCCAUUCUUUGAGAAUGCAACUGAAUGGUAUAUUAUUCACCUCAGAUCACAUAGUUUUUUUUUUUGGGUUAUGCUAGUUCUCUUUAGUAACAUAUUCACUUGUUUUUUUUUCUUGUUGUUUAAAAUGCAACGACAAAGCUUAUAGUUUUUAUUUCUGCAAUCUUGAUUUGGAAGUAAUCAUCAAUGGAAA